Bombyx mori (domestic silkworm) is the source of this 2455-nucleotide messenger RNA. It is a transcript of the gene PSR, whose product is annotated as bifunctional arginine demethylase and lysyl-hydroxylase PSR. The record is from RefSeq and is a predicted model, not a curated record. Gene Ontology annotation, biological process: phagocytosis. The transcript has 3 exons. Gene Ontology annotation, molecular function: histone H4R3 demethylase activity; P-TEFb complex binding. The coding region runs from base 1193 to 2353 and encodes 386 amino acids. Gene Ontology annotation, cellular component: cytoplasm; nucleus. NCBI's taxonomy places the organism in Eukaryota, Metazoa, Arthropoda, Insecta, Lepidoptera, Bombycidae.
UUGUCUCCAACGGCAAACAUAUGUCAAAAUGAAUUUAUUUUUAAUAUUUGACGCUCAUUGACUCCUGGACCUUGUAGGUAGACAUUUUUGUGUAAAAAUCAUAGAAAGAACAUCAAUAAAACGACAGGGAUUUGAACACUGCGACUUCAACAAACUAGUUUAAAGAGUACGACAGGUGAGUUUUCGUUUAUCACGUUUAUUAUUUACGUCUACAUUUUUUGUUGAAGUAUUGUUGAAGUUUUCAAUAUUUUUUUGAUCUACAUGAGAAAUAAUUAGACAGUAUAAACGCACUUGUUAACAAAACGCUAGUAAAUACGGCCAUUGCCAGCUAACUGACAAAACCGACGCAUGCGCAAUGUGGGGGUGAGGUGAUGGUUUGCUUAUUAGAUAUAAAAUAAUUAAUAAUUGGGAAUUUAAUUGUUUUUUAUGAUCGAAAAAUCACUAACAGUUGUCGAACAAACGAUAAUUGAUUAAAGUUAAUUAAUCUGAGCGAUAAAAAUAAAGAUAUCUAGUAAAGGAGGCCAACUGAAGGAUGAUUUCACUUGUUUCCUCCUCCUCCUCGAGUCGUGUUCCUCAUGUCUGAGGGUCGUGACCACCAUCACCCAUGAGCUUCAAUCUUAGGAUCUUUUUCCACUUUCCCCUGUCCACGGCGUCAUGCAGCGCGCUGUACACUGUACUGUGUGAUUUGUUUUAUUUUGUCUAUUUAGUGUUUUUUCAGGUUUAAAUGUGUAAUAACGGUGGUUUAUUAACUGUUUAAUAUCUGUGAAAGUUCACAAAUGUGGGAAAAUGAAACAAAGCCGCUGGACAUAACUUCUUGAGAUCCUCCAAAAAGUCCACUGAAAAAAUCUCAGUAAAUGACCACCAUUUUACUGAGAUUAUAUUUCAUCCCAUGUCAUCUCGUCAUUUAAUUUCAUCCCAGUUGAUUCAUGUUUCAAAUUAAUCAUAUUUGUUGCAUUUCACUCCAUUUUAUAAUUUUUCAUAAAAAUAAGAAUAAAAACUAAAAUAAGACAGGACUUAAAGACCUUAGUUACCAGGUCAUAAAAUCCCUUGAAAAAUAAUCUCUAAUCUAUUCUCUCUGUACUCUGUGUACAUAGCCCUCUCAAUCUAAAGAUAAUCGCUGCUUAAAUUCUUCAACUAGUACUUAUUUGAACAGCAAACCAAUUAAUAAAUUAUACUAAAACUUGCUCAUAGAAUGGACAGUGAAUAUAAACUGUCUCACAAAACUAAGAAACGAAUUAAAGAAGCGAAAAGAAAAGCCAGACCCGAAUUAGUCGAUAAACAUCAGUGGACCAUACUAAAAUACCACAACAACUUUACUGAGUUCCUCCAGUGCAAGGACAAUGUUGACCGAAUUAGUGCUAUUCAAGUCACACCUGAAGAAUUCAUUGAGAAAUAUGAGAAAAUAUAUAAACCUGUAGUCAUAACUGAUGUGCAAACUAACUGGAAAGCAAAUUACAAGUGGACUUUAGACCGACUUGUUAAAAAAUAUCGGAAUCAAAAAUUCAAGUGUGGUGAAGACAAUGAUGGCUAUAGUGUUAAGAUGAAAAUGAAGUAUUAUGUAGAAUAUAUGAGAACCACCAUUGAUGAUAGUCCACUGUAUAUUUUUGAUAGCAGUUUUGGGGAGCACCCAAGAAGAAAAAAACUCCUAGAGGACUAUGACGUUCCUUUAUAUUUUAGGGAUGAUUUGUUUAAAUAUUGUGGUGAAGAGAGGAGACCACCUUAUCGCUGGUUUGUCAUGGGUCCCCAAAGAUCUGGUACUGGGAUUCAUAUUGAUCCUUUAGGGACUAGUGCUUGGAAUGCUUUAGUUUUUGGACAUAAAAGAUGGUGCCUGUUCCCAACUCAGACUCCAAGGGAAAUGAUUAAAGUGACAGGGGCUAUGGGGGGAAAACAAAGGGACGAAGCUAUAACAUGGUUUAAAUUAAUUUAUCCAAAGACUCAGUUGGACACUUGGCCGAAAGAGUAUCAACCGGUGGAGAUACUUCAAAGACCUGGGGAUACGGUGUUUGUGCCUGGAGGCUGGUGGCAUGUGGUCUUGAACUUAGAUGACACAGUAGCCAUCACCCAAAACUUCUGCAGUCGCACCAACUUCCCGGUAGUGUGGCAUAAGUCCGUCCGAGGUCGACCAAAGCUCUCCAAAAAAUGGCUCAAGGUCUUGGAAGCCAAAGAACCUGAUUUAUAUAAGAUAGCAAGCAGUGUUGACGUCAACCAGAGUACUGGAGUGGCUUCAGACAGUUCAUCUAACAGCAGUUCUUCAAGCAGUGAUAGUGACACUAGCUCUUCAGAUAGUUCAGAAGAAGAUAGCGGCCAGGAAAGCAUCACUGCCCACAAGAAAAAGCGGAGAAAGAAGCUUUGAGUAUACGAAAACAAUUACUAACUUCAUCAGAACCAGACCUAAUCAUUUAAUUAGUUAAUCACAGAAGUGUUGAUCUUUGCAAAAUUAUAUGUAUACUAAUUA